UAAACAAAUAUAGUAAACAAGAAAAGACAAAAAAUAAAAAGAAACCAAAAUCCUUUCUUUUCCCACCUUCUCUCGCCCAACAUACAUCCGCCGCUACCCGUUCCUCUUCCUCUUCUUAUUCUUCUUCUGUCUCCUAGUUUCAGGGCAGAAGGAGCUGAGAAAUGGCGUUUUGUAGAUGCUGCUCCGCUACAUCACUCAUCUUUUUCUUCCUCGUUUCAGCCAUCCCUCUCGCUUUCCUCGUCUCCCUGGAACUCGCCAAGCCAGCCACCCAUGUCUACCACUACCACAGCUCCGGAUUCUUCCGCGAGUGCGCCAAGUGGGACCAGCCCAACCGCCGAUUCAUCGUCUCCUUCUUCGAAGGCGGCCUCGGCCAGAUUCCCCUCCCCGACAAUCACCAUCCUAACGCCGUACUGCAGGAAUCCAUCCUCGUCAAGGACGUUGAUCUGACCGGCAAUGCAUCUCUCGGCUUCGUCAUCGAUUAUCCAAGGAAUCGCGUCCUCGUCGCCGUCGCCGACGUGCUCGGUAAUCGCUACAGCGCGCUGGCGGCAUACGAUUUCUCUUCAUGGCGCCGUCUCUUCCUCACCCAGCUCAACACCCCUAUUGAUGGGAAAACGUUUGCAGACGACGUUGCGGUGGACGCAGAAGGCAAUGCCUACGUCACGGACACCACCGGCAACAAAAUUUGGAAAGUUGACGUUAACGGAAAACCCCUAUCCAUCAUUAAGAGUCCUCUGUUUCCAUCAAAACAGUGGUACGGAGACAUGCUAUCCUUAAACGGCAUCGUUUACCACCCUGAUGGCUACUUGAUCGUCAUCCAUACCCUUUCCGGAAACUUGUACAAAAUUGAUAUAUCCAAGGGAGACGACGAAGUCAAGUUAAUUGAGGUAUCAGGUGGAUCGCUUAGGUUAGGAGAUGGCAUAGAGCUGUUAUCCCCAAGGCAACUUGUUGUCGCUGGGAGUUAUCCUUCCGGGAGACUAGUGGAGAGCUCCGACGGGUGGGAGACCGCCGCCGUAGUCGGGAAGUUUAGGGGGCCGGUACACCGGAUUUCGACGGCAGCUACCGUUAAAGACGGGAAGGUGUAUUUGAAUCACAUGGUGGGAAUGGGGUAUCCGAGGAAGAAACAUGCACUUGUUGAGGCUGUUUUUUUGGGCUUGAGGGCACAUUCGGCCUGAUGAGGAGUCAAAAAUGAUUUGGGGCUAGGGGGGUGUUUGGAUCUGCAAUAUUUUAUGACUUGGCGACCUUGUGGGUUAAUUGCUUUUGGGUUUAUGGGUUUUUGAAAGGUUUAUGUAAUGUAGAAACGAUGAUGUUGUACUGUUUCUUUGUUUUCAGGAUGAGAAGGCUUCCAGUCUAGAGUGGUCAAGAAAUAAAUUUAAGAGUUCAUUUUUUAAACU
Messenger RNA from Carica papaya (papaya), 1391 nucleotides. RefSeq lists its product as uncharacterized. Lineage: Eukaryota; Viridiplantae; Streptophyta; Magnoliopsida; Brassicales; Caricaceae. Gene Ontology annotation, cellular component: endoplasmic reticulum. The record is from RefSeq and is a predicted model, not a curated record.